GACAGCGCUCAGAGCCCUUGCCGCGAGGCGUAUACAUAGGCGUGGUAGACAGGUAAAAGAGAAUGUGAAACAAGGUUUAAAAGUGGAUCACAGCAUAUAAAUCUCUCAUUUUUUAUUUUGUUUGGAGGCGAGAGGACAUCGAAUAAAUACUGCACCAAGAGAACGCACAAGAUCAGACAGAUAGGAUCGCUGUGGUCUGAAAGAAGAGGCUUUCCUCACCAGAGAGCUGUGCUCGAGCCGCAGGGAACGAGGUGUAGCGUAACCCCAGUGAAACAGGACUCCCACGCUGCCGUCCGUCUGGAGCAUGUGUGAGCGCGCGGGGGACACGGUCCAGGCUAACCACCCAUAAGCACGUGCUACGCUCACCUGUUCCCUCCCUGCCGUGCACAAUGUCCGCUCACAACGACACGCCCGUCUGCUACUACGACCAAUCAGUGCAGUUCUUCUAUAACAAGAGUGGGAAGGUGAUCAGCCCGGUGUGGCGGCCCAAGGACCGGCUGGUGGUGGGCCUGGGCCUCACCGUCUGCAUCAUCGUCAUCCUCGCCAACAUCCUGGUCAUUACCGCCAUCAUCAUCAACCGCCGCUUCCACUUCCCCAUCUACUACCUGCUGGGCAACCUGGCGGCGGCCGACCUGUUUGCCGGGCUGUCCUACCUGCACCUGAUGUUCCACACAGGGCCCUGGACCAUCCGGCUGUCCAUGCGGCAGUGGUUUCUGCGGCAGGGUCUGAUCGACACCAGCCUGACAGCCUCGGUGGUCAACCUGCUGGCGGUGGCGGUGGAGCGGCACCAGACCAUCUUCACCAUGCAGCUGCACAGCAAGAUGACCAACCGGCGCGUGGCACUGCUGAUCGCGGGCAUCUGGGCGGUGGCCAUCGUCAUGGGGCUGGUGCCCAUGAUGGGCUGGCACUGCCUGUGCGACCUGGACAACUGCUCCACCAUGGCGCCCAUGUACAGCCGCAGCUACCUGGUGUUCUGGGGCGUGCUCAACCUGCUCACCUUCUUCAUCAUGGUGGCCAUGUACAUGCGCAUCUUCCUGUACGUGCGGCACAAGACCAGCCGCAUGUCACAGCAUACCUCCCAGACGCGACAGCGAGAGACCGUGGUCAACCUCAUGAAGACCGUCUCCAUGAUCCUGGGAGCCUUUGUGAUCUGUUGGACGCCAGGCCUGGUGGUGCUUCUGUUGGAUGGGCUACCCUGUGAUGACUGCAAUGUUCUGAAAUAUGAGAAGUACUGCCUGAUUCUGGCAGAGUGCAACUCCUUCAUGAACCCCAUCAUCUACUCCUUCCGGGAUAAAGACAUGCGCCUCACCUUCCAGCGCAUUCUGUGCUGCUGCCGGGGGACCUCUGACCAGCGCGGGGCGCCCCUCAACGCUCGACUGGAGUCGCUGAAGCAUGAGACGUCAUCCAAUGGGGAGAUGGAUUCGGAGGACAGGCCCAAUGGCACUCCGCUGCUGAUGCUGGAGCAUCCAGAGGACACGCCUCCCGGCAUGCACAGCUGAGAGACACAGGAGUGGCGGACAGCGCCGUAGCGCGGGUGUGUCCUGGAGAUGCCAGCCAGCCAAAUCUGAGACUGAGAGAGGCGAAUACAACCUCUGCCAGGCUACAGCAGCACUGAGCCAGCCCCACCCCCACUCAUACUGCCACACCCACCAUAACCCAGCCCC
This is a messenger RNA of Megalops cyprinoides (Indo-Pacific tarpon), 1664 nucleotides long. RefSeq names its product lysophosphatidic acid receptor 2a (gene lpar2a). Gene Ontology annotation, biological process: G protein-coupled receptor signaling pathway. NCBI's taxonomy places the organism in Eukaryota, Metazoa, Chordata, Actinopteri, Elopiformes, Megalopidae. The transcript is spliced from 4 exons. The record is from RefSeq and is a predicted model, not a curated record. Gene Ontology annotation, cellular component: membrane. Gene Ontology annotation, molecular function: lysophosphatidic acid receptor activity. The coding region runs from base 390 to 1499 and encodes 369 amino acids.